AUGACGGCCGCUCUCGAGCCGCUCAGGUCCACUUCGUUCGGGGAGGCCAAGCUGGCGGUGGCAGAGCAGCUCUGUGCCACCGAGUUGGAGGCCCAAACCUGGCGUCUGCGCUGCUUCCAGGCCGAGGCUCAGCUGCGCUUACAUCGCCUGCAUCGGCGGGGAGAACAGCAUCCGAGGUGGCCGCAAAACGCAGCAGAGCAGCAGCAGCUGCUGAACAGCCAUGCGUCGCUGAAGGCUCUGGAUUUCACGGCGAUUGUGCAGGAGACCCUUCGAGAUCUGGUGCUGUCGCGCACGGCGGCUGGCCACCUGCAGGACCUGCUGGAGCAAACCUCUCAUGAGGUGGCAGAACUGGAGGAGGAGGCAGCGACCAAGCGUGCACGGGCCACUUCGCUGUCGGAUGGGGCGUCAGCGGAGGACAGCGCCUUUGCUGCGAGGGAGCGCGAGCUCGAGGAAGAGAAGGAGACUGCGCGAAGUUUGGCUGAGAAGCUGCGAGCAAGGUCUGUUCUGGAGAAUGACCUGGCAGAGCAGGUGGCUCUUGGCCAGGACCAGGUGGAACGCCUUCAGCGCCAGAUCCAGGCGUUUUUGCCGAGCCAGCAGCAGAUGCAGCAGGAAGCGCGGCAGGCUCAGCAGGAGUCGGACAAAGCAAGGUCGUUGGCGCAAAGACGCCGCGAGGCCGUGGCCAAGCUUGAGGAGGAGGUUCGCUCGCCAAGAGAUGACAUGCAUGAACACGCCAUGUUGCUGCUUUGA
Molecule: messenger RNA, 747 nt
Organism: Symbiodinium natans
Lineage: Eukaryota; Dinophyceae; Suessiales; Symbiodiniaceae
Source: the annotation of a GenBank genome assembly